Molecule: messenger RNA, 5637 nt
Organism: Henningerozyma blattae CBS 6284
Lineage: Eukaryota; Fungi; Ascomycota; Saccharomycetes; Saccharomycetales; Saccharomycetaceae
Gene: ECM29
Product: Ecm29p
Exons: 1
Coding region: 1-5637 (1878 amino acids)
Biological process (GO): proteasome assembly
Cellular component (GO): cytoplasm; nucleus
Molecular function (GO): molecular adaptor activity
Source: RefSeq, a predicted model, not a curated record
AUGGCACAACUUAGUGAGCUGAAAGAAAAAGAAUUGGUUGAAAAAGUUGAAUUGCGCCUGGCUUUGUCUGAAACCGCUGAAAAAUUUGAAAAAAGUUUAGAUACAUUUCUAUGCCCAUUAUUAUUAAAAUUGGCUUCACCUUAUGGGUCUGUUAGGCAAGCAGUAUUCCAGACUUUAAAACAUGUGCUUGGUAGAUUGAAUGCUUUACCUGAUAUUCAAUUGCCAGUGGAAAAACUAAUUCUACAGGGGCAAAACCCAAUUUUGGCUGAGAAUGCAGAUGACAGUAACGUACGUUUAUACAGUUUACUGCUUGCAUCCAAAGGUACUGAUAGAUUAUCACAGACUAAGAAACGGGCAUUUGUACCAACCGUCAUGUCAGGAAUUUCGAGUCUACCUUCACCAGCAAAUUCAAGAAUGUUUCACAUUUUAUGUAAGCUAUUACUUAGUUGGGUAAUUCCAGCAAAGGGUACCAAGGAAGAAGAUGAUAUACGAGAUUUCCUACAUUUGGAAGAUGAAAAUGAUCUUCAUUUUCUUCUAGAAAAGUUUACUCAAUUUUUCAUGCUAGUACCAGCAAAACCAGAUCCAACAACAGGGGUUAUUCCAAGAGGCUAUAGUUGCCCGGGACUAUGUUCAAAAGAUGUCGAAUUUUUUACCUUUGCAGCUGGUGUAUCUUUUACAAGGGACCAAAUUAUUCGUUUUAAAAGUUCAAUCUUUAAAUUUGUUACAAACGGUUUUGUACAAGAUGAUGAAAUACUAAUUAAAUUUCUAUGUGUUGCUUCUACUGAUAAAAGUGAUAUUUCAGAUUCUGCAUUACACAUGCUAACCACUUUGCAAAUUCCAUAUGAGCAAGAAGAUUUUAUUAAUUAUUUAUCGUCACUGUUCAUUGGUGGCACCGUUCAAGGUAGACCUCCAGUGAGCCAUGGAUUGCAAGAAAAAAUUCUAACAAUUCUAAACAGAAGUAUUUAUGCGACAACAGAUCCUCUGGUUAUUUCCAAAAUAUGCUCAAUAGGUUUACAUUCUGAUUUUUAUAAAUUAAGAUCGCUAUGUCUUACUUUUAUAACCUUUGUUGCCCAACAUCAUUAUGAAAAUUUAGCCCCUCAAAAUAAUGAAAAUGGUUCAACUGAAGGUUUCACAACUAAUAUUGCCUCAUUAAUUAGAGAAAAUUUACAUACAGAGGGCUGGCCGAAAUUAGAAAUUGGUGCUUCAACUCCAGUAUUUAAAACAAGUAUUUUACAAAGGCGUGCUCAAUAUGAAACUUUGGGUGUCAUUCUGCAAAAAGAUUUUACAUUGGUAGAAGACUUAUCCUUUAUUAAAUUUUUAUUUGAUUCUCUGUUGGGAGAUCUUCCCGAUUUUAGAACAACCAUUCAAGAAACAAUGGCAUCAUUAGCGGUUCACUUAAAUAAAUUAUCAAUUAAUUCAAAGGCUGAUUUAAAGAUUUUGUUAAAAAAGUACUUACAAGAUGAUUAUGAUUUAGAAAUACUCUCUGAAGAGGAUCAAAAAAGUGCAAUUAUGUCUUGUAGAUACGUCUGUAUCAAAUAUGCUAACGCUGCGUUUGAUUUUGAUGAUACCGAAGCACGCAUGUUUAACAUUUGGGGUACAUCAAGAACUAACAGAUUUGACAUUAUUGAAGAAGCAACUAAGGGACUACAUCCAUAUUGGUUUCGUGCCAAUCGUGUAUUGAUAAAUCCAGAUUAUAAUACAACAUCUCAGUUACUUUCUACAGAAAUAGUUGAAACAAAAUUUCCAAACUUUAAAGAUUAUAUAAUCUUGUUACUUUCGGAAAUUAAUUUGUCAAAGAAAACUCCAUCAUUAAACAUUACUUCAACAUUAAAUACAGCAGUCAGAUUUGCAAAACAAAUCUUAAUUUCUGAGGCCACAUUUCAUAAGAAAACAGUUAUUUCCCAAGAUGAAGAUUGGUCUAUUCGUAUUGACAAAGCUCUUGAUAUUGACGAUAUAGUAGUUACUUGCGUUCAAAAAUUUAUAGAUGAUUGCCAGCAAAGUUGGUUUGUAUCAUUCAUGCAAUGUUUAGGUAAUGAAUUUCUAGUACAUGACGAAGGUGAGAAGACAGCAAUAUUCAAAUAUCGGGAUUCUAUUUUUGGAACUACUCUAUUGCUAUUAUUAAGAUUUUGUUCGAAAGAUAGUAUAUUAUCUUUGGAAUCAUUGAUUCCAAGAUUAUAUGAUUACUUAAAAGAUAUUAAUGUUACAAGCGCUACUGACUUAGAAGUAGCUGCUAAUAUUUUAGGUAUUGUUGCUAGUGAUAAUCCUACUAAUACUUUGGUAAGAGAAUGUAUUUCUAAACUUGAUAAUACAAUACCUUAUUCUGAUAAGACUACCAAGGUUAAUAUAUAUGCUGGUUCAUACAUCCUCCCACGAUUAUAUCUGAAGAAAGAUGAGGCCCUGACAACUCCAAAUACAGUCAAGUGUUUAUUCAAAUAUUUACUAACGAUGUUAUCUGAUUCCAAACAUAAAAUUGAAGCAAUUAAGCUUUUAUCUCAAGUAACGAAAUUUGGAUUAUUGUCAAAAAUUUCAGAAAAAGACCAAUCAGCAAUAAUAAACUCAAUUUUUGAAGAGAUUCAAUCUAGACUACUAUCUGAUGAAAAUACUGUCGAACUGUUGGGAUACUUAUCAAUGUAUGCAUCAAAUUUUGAGCAGUACGUAAAGCUUUUUAAUAAAUUGGUUGAUUGCCAUACUACUAAGCAUAUUGAACUACUCUUUGCUGCAGGUGAGGCACUAUCAAUAUUUGCCUCUUCUUAUGACAGCGUUUUCAUUCAAAAACAAAUUGAUGUUAACUGUGAUUAUGAGUUUUUGAAGACGAUACUAAAAAGGGAUCACUUGAAUUAUGUAUUACAGCACACCUUAAAUCUCUGUAAUUCUCCAAAACCUACAAUUAGAAAAGCCGCUUGUAUUUGGCUACUGUCGUUAAUUCAAAAUCUAUCGAAGAAAAAAGAAAUUAUUGAUAACUGCAAAGAAAUCCAUUUCCGCUUCAUGAAAUUCCUUUCAGAUAGAGAUGAGUUGGUUCAAGAAGUUGCUUCAAGAGGUUUAGGUUUAGUUUAUGAGCUUGGUACUAAAGAUCUACAGGAAGAUAUGGUUAAAGGUCUGUUAAAGUCAUUUACUAAUUCAUCUGAAGGUAUGAAAAUGUCAUCGGGAUCAGUAUCAGAGGAUACAGAAUUGUUUGACCAAGGUUUGCUUAACACAGGGGAAGGCUCAGUGAGGACUUAUAAGGAUAUUUUAAACCUUGCAUCUGAAGUCGGUGAUCCUGCUUUGGUAUACCAAUUUAUGUCUUUAUCUAAAAGUGCAGCACUUUGGUCUUCUAGAAAGGGUGUUGCAUUUGGUUUGGGAGCUAUUAUGUCAAAAAAUGCAAUUCAAUUAAGAUUGUUAAAUGAUGAAAAUACUGCUUUGAAAUUAAUACCAAAGUUAUAUAGAUAUAAAUUUGACCCAUACUCAUCUGUUGCUCGUUCCAUGAAUGAUAUCUGGGAUACUUUAAUUUCAAAUUCCUCAGAGAUAAUUGCCAAAUAUUUUGAUGCUAUUUUAAAAGAGUUGCUCUCUGGUAUGGGAAAUAAAGAAUGGAGAGUCCGUGAGGCUAGUACGUCAGCUCUUCUACAACUUGUGCAAACACAACCACAAGAACAAUUUUCUGGCGAAAUGUUAGACUUAUGGACUAUGGCUUUUAGAACAAUGGAUGAUAUCAAAGAAUCUGUCAGAGAAGUUGGUACCAAAUUAACUACCUAUCUUUCAAAAAUUUUAGCAAAAUCUAUUGAUGUUAGUAAAGGUGUCUCACUAGCAAAUUCUAAAACUAUUUUAGACAAUAUUUUACCCUUUUUCUUGGGAACUAAAGGUCUAGAAAGUGAUGCUGAGCCGGUACGUAAAUUUGCUCUAAAUAUGCUAAUGGAUUUAGUAAAGAAUUCAGCAGAAGCACUUAUACCUUUUGCACCUAAAUUAGUAUAUGAUUUCACGUUAUUGUUUUCUUCUAUUGAGCCUCAAGUUAUCAAUUAUUUAGCCUUGAAUGCGGCCAAUUAUAAUAUUGAUGCAUCAACGAUUGACGCUAAGAGAAGAAGUGGGGUAUCUGGAUCUCCAUUAUUAGAAUCUAUUGAAAAAUUAAUUAAACUCUCCACGGAAAAACAAAUAGAAGAUCAUGUCAAUAAUUCCAUCAAAGCUGCUAGAAAGUCUGUGGGUCUUCCUUCUAAAGUUGCUGCAUCCACAGUAAUUGCUCUAUUAGUUAACAAAUAUUUCUUAGAUUUAAAGCCCUACAGUGGAAAAUUAUUGAAAGUAUGCGUUAUUAAUUUUGAUGAUCGUAAUACCACCAUAAAACUAUCGUUUGCCAAAACAUUUGGGCAUAUCUAUAAAGUCGUUUCUCUUGAUAAAGGUGUGAAAUAUGGUAAACAAUUAACUGACCGUUACUUUAGUAAAAGUAGUAAUGAUGAUAAAAAAAUUGUUGCAACUGCUAUAAAUUCGGUCCUUAAAUAUGCUCAAGGUCAAUUUGAGAACAUAGCAAGCAUUUUUAUGCCAAUUUUAUUCGUUGGUAGUAGUGAUUCAGACAAGGAAGUAUGUGAGCUAUUUAAUACUGUGUGGACAGAAGCUUCAAGUUCUGGCUCCGGCACAGUUAAACUAUAUUUAGAUGAGAUAUUGGAACUACUAUCGAAAAAUAUUGGUUCGCAAGAUUUUAAUCAUCGAAAGACCUGUGCUAAGGCCGUCACAAAAUUGUGCCAAAGUAUGGACACCAAUGCAUCGACGAGUGAUAAACAAAUUAUGAAGAUAUUCCAACUAACUUCUGAUGCAUUGAAGGGUAGGUCAUGGGAUGGGAAGGAACUGUUAUUAGAAUCGUUAAGCAGUUUAAUAAUUAAAUUCUCAUCGUUCCUCGAUAAUGACAAUAACAGUGCCUUAGUUGAAACAUUGAGAAAUGUUAUCUUCGCUGAGCUAGCAAGAAACAAUAAAGCAUAUGUUCAAUCUAUUAUCUUACCAGUUUCUAAAGCACUUGAUAUUUUUAAAAAUGAUACAGAAUUAGUAAGCAAAUUGCUCGAAACAAUUACCAAAUCAUUUACAGAGGAAAUCAAUGAUAUUCAAAAUAAGCCAAAAGAUGAUGGUCAGUCAGAUAAGCAAACCACUAAAAGAAUAAAGCCGAAUGAAGAUAUUAACAAAAAAUCUAGUAAAGAAAACAUUAGAAGGGAAGAAUUCAUUAAUCAAGAAUUAGAAGCUCUUUCCUCUUUAAAAGACAUUCCUAAUACCAUUAUUAAAUUUAUUGUUACCGAAACUCUUAAUAUGUUUAAUCAAGAUAAUCACAAUGCAGUAUUAUAUUCAUGGAGAAGCCACAUCAGUGGAUGCAUUAUUGGUAUAAAUUUAAUUAACGAAGAAAAUAAUUGUCAAACACAUAUCCUAAAUAAUAUGGACAAUGUUUCUCUAAUUAUGGAAUUAUGGUCUACUUUAUUUAAAAUUAGUACCACAAAAGAAAGCAUUGAAAAUGUAAAAUUGAAAUUAAUUCAAUUUGGUGGUAAAUUAAACCAAGCUUUAAAAAAAUUUAAUCAUAUUACUGAAUCUCAGAAAGUCUCAUCAGAUUUGACUGAUUUCCACCAACUACUUCAGGCUCAGAAUAGUCUAAGCGGUCGCUUAGAAGCCGCUUUGAGAGAUGUAAGUGCUACAUAG